Messenger RNA from Paramecium octaurelia, 436 nucleotides. The record is from the annotation of a GenBank genome assembly. Lineage: Eukaryota; Ciliophora; Oligohymenophorea; Peniculida; Parameciidae.
AUGUUGGAUUAACAAAUAAGUAAUAUAAAGCUAAAUUAACAAAUUGAACUACUGAUAUUUUGGUGUAGUCAUUUGUAGUUUAGUUAGAAUAUCAUAUAACAGCAGUAGAAUUUCAGGUACAAAAGAAUUUGCACAUCAUUUUUUGCAGCUGCAUGCUGUAUCUAAUGUUAUAUUCCUAGUGUUUCUGACCUAGAGGAAUUAGCUUAAAUUAUUUUAGAAUGACUUUGGAGAAUUGGAAGAAAAAUUCUCAUUUGAAGAGGUUGGAGGUGACAAAGAAUUAUUGGGAAAGAUAAAACAAUAAAACAAAGGAAAGUUGAUUAAAGAUAUAAAGGAGAUUCACAAUCAAUAAAAUAAAUAGGGACAGUAUCAUAUAAAGGAAGAGUUUAUUAAUUAGUAACUUUAAUUCUAAUAUUAUUAUGAUAACUAAAAUUAUUGA